Messenger RNA from Bombina bombina (fire-bellied toad), 3221 nucleotides. RefSeq names its product potassium voltage-gated channel subfamily Q member 1 (gene KCNQ1). The record is from RefSeq and is a predicted model, not a curated record. The transcript is spliced from 17 exons. Gene Ontology annotation, biological process: transmembrane transport; potassium ion transport. Gene Ontology annotation, molecular function: voltage-gated potassium channel activity. Bases 312 to 2288 code for a protein of 658 amino acids. Gene Ontology annotation, cellular component: membrane; voltage-gated potassium channel complex. Lineage: Eukaryota; Metazoa; Chordata; Amphibia; Anura; Bombinatoridae.
GUACCACAACACACGAGUUGAGGAAGAAACUUUUUCUCAUCAGUGAGAUUAAGGAAGCCCGGGACACGCUGCACCUCUGGGCUAUGGAUCCGAGAGGAAGCCGCUGUAUUUCCUAGUAACUUCCCGCUCCGUGUGACACACUGUAGGUUCUGUGCAACACUUAUCUGCAGCACACUGAAGCUUUGUGCAACACUUACCUGCAGCACACUGAGGCUCUGUGCGCACCGAGCAGGAAAAAAGGCAUUGCAGAUGGACUUCUGAGGAUAAAAUUUUAGCUGCUGUAGAACUAAAGAGGUGUGUGGCUCAUUAAUAUGUCAUCAACUCCCAAAUCAGAACACAGCCACUGGAGAGUUGGACUUUUGACUUCCAAAAAGAACCUUCACAACAAACAGACUCCUUUAGAAAUGAAUGACAACGCGGCUAUUAAACACUAUGAACCUAUAUCUCUGUCCCAAGAGUUAAAUAGCAAUGGGCAGCAAUCUCAGGAAUGCAACGCCACAACUUUCGAAUUGAAACGUGAAGUGCUGGUCAACACUGAAAUGCCACGGGCAGCUAUCAAUUUGGACCCAAGAGUUUCAAUCUACAGUGCCAGACGACCUCUUCUUAGCAGAACAAACAUACAAGGCAGAGUUUAUAACUUUUUAGAGAGACCGACGGGAUGGAAGUGUUUCAUAUAUCAUUUCACAGUAUUUCUUAUUGUUCUGGUAUGCCUAAUAUUCAGUGUACUUUCUACAAUACCGCAGUAUCUUAAUUUGGCGACAGACACCCUAUUUUGGAUGGAGAUUGUACUUGUGGUGUUCUUUGGAGCAGAGUAUGUGAUUCGGUUAUGGUCUGCAGGAUGCCGAAGCAAAUACGUAGGUGUCUGGGGAAGAAUGCGAUUUGCUAGGAAGCCUAUUUCUGUCAUAGAUUUAAUUGUCGUCGUUGCCUCCGUUAUAGUACUUUGUGUUGGGUCUAAUGGCCAAGUUUUUGCAACAUCAGCCAUACGGGGAAUCCGAUUUCUGCAGAUUCUACGAAUGUUACAUGUUGACCGACAGGGUGGAACGUGGAGGCUGUUGGGAUCUGUAGUUUUUAUACACCGACAAGAGCUGAUAACAACAUUAUACAUUGGCUUUCUUGGUCUGAUUUUCUCAUCUUAUUUUGUGUAUCUUGCCGAAAAAGAUGCUAUUGACGGCUCUGGGAAAUGCCAGUUUGGUAGUUAUGCAGAUGCACUGUGGUGGGGUGUGGUUACCGUCACUACAAUAGGUUAUGGGGAUAAGGUUCCUCAGACGUGGAUCGGAAAAACCAUUGCCUCCUGUUUUUCCGUAUUUGCAAUUUCUUUUUUUGCAUUACCUGCGGGAAUUUUGGGCUCUGGAUUUGCCUUAAAGGUGCAACAGAAGCAGAGACAGAAGCACUUUAACCGCCAGAUUCCUGCUGCAGCAUCUCUAAUUCAGACAGCAUGGAGGUGCUAUGCAGCUGAAAAUCCUGACUCUGCAACAUGGAAAAUAUAUAUUCGAAAGGCACCCAAAAACCAUCAUCUUAUUACACCUAGUCCCAAGCCAAAGAAAUCUGCCUUGGUUAAAAAGAAGAAAUUUCGACCAGAAAAAGAGGAAGGUACUGUGGAUAAAAUGUUAACCAUUCCACAUAUUACAUAUAACCACGUUGUGGAAGACAAGAAAAAUGACAGCUAUUCUGUGGAGAGUUAUGAAAACACCGUAAGAAAAAACUUUGGACUGCUGGAUGUCAGUUCUGCUCCAUUUAUCAGGACAAACAGUUUUAACGAGGAUCUGGACAUGGAAGGGGACUCAUUGCUGACCCCAAUAACGCAUAUUUCAGAACUCAAAGAGCACCACCGCGCAGCCAUCAAAGUCAUUAGACGGAUGCAGUAUUUUGUAGGGAAGAAAAAAUUUCAGCAAGCAAGAAAACCCUAUGACGUGCGUGAUGUAAUUGAACAGUAUUCUCAGGGUCACCUUAACCUGAUGGUCCGAAUCAAGGAGCUGCAGAGAAGGUUAGACCAGUCUUUGGGAAAACCCUCUCUGUUUCUCUGUGGAUCAGACAAAAUUAAAGAUCGAGGCAACAACACAAUAGGGUCAAGGCUAAACCGUGUAGAAGACAAGGUGACUCAGAUGGACCACAAGUUGAAUCUCAUCACAGACAUGCUCCACCAUCUUGUAUCUAAUCAACAUGGGAGUCAGACCAGUAGAUCUCAAAGAAGCAACUCCACAACCUCAGAAGGAUUUAUUUCUAAUAAUUCACUCCCAACAUAUGAACAGCUCACAGUGCCAAGAAGAAAUCAAGACAGUGUGUCUUGAUGAAUAGGCAAAUAUUCUACUACUUAUGAAAUGACACAUAUAUGUUGGAAUUUGUUAACUGCUGUAUCGAAAAGAUAUAUUCAAUGUUAUAGAGAAUGUAUUUUAAGCUAAAAGUCAUUAAUGUAAUGACAGUUUAACCAAUACAUUUAUGUGUGCAGUACUCUAAGGGUGAUCCCUCCGUAUUUAAUUUUUUGGGAGGGUUUGAUAUAUUUCCUUAUGGAAGGAAAUCUCCGCCAACAUUCCUUAUAUACUUAGAUAAAACAACAUGACCAAUGUAGUUAGUUGAAGGUUUAACUAUGGUCAAAUUUCUUGGGAAGUAAAACAUGAGCAAGGGACUCUGGGACUGAAUUUGUUACUGCUUGACUAACUGGUCUAGUGGCAACACUUGAAAAGUAAAUGAAAGUAGAUUAAGAAUUUUUUUUGUAUAUGAUUUUUAGUUGGGUAGUAUGUGCAAAUCUAUAUUUAGGGCAAGGUUAAUUUCUGGCUUAUGCUGGAUAUUAUGUUCCUUGGUAGUAUGUAUGAGGUAAAUGCAGAUGGCCACAUAAACUUUUGUAUAGCUAUCAGAUUUUUUAUACCUCUCCGAGUUUGUGUGCCACUUCAUAUUUCUAUUUUUGUAUUAAGGUUAUUAUUUUUGUUUUCAAAUUUUCAAUUAUAGUAGGCAUAUGCCGACCAAACACUUUGACACAGCAGACAAUUAUUUGUAAUCUUGCCAAUAAUUAUUAGUUCUGUUGAUUAUAGCAUUAUGUAUUUCAUUACUCUUAGGUCUACAGUGUUGCCUUGGUUACUAUGGAAUAAAGUAGAAAUUAUAAUAUAUCAACAAAGCCAGGUACAAAUAAAAUAUUAUGCCCAAAUGUGAUGAUACAAACAUCCACUAAUGAAAAGUGGCCAAAAAAUAGGAAAAUAAAAUUUGACUUCUUCAGAGACCAAAAAAUA